GCCGGCGAGUCAGGCGCGAGCUGCCGGGCGGGGCCAUGUCGUACAUCCCGGGGCAGCCGGUCACCGCCGUGGUGCAAAGAGUUGAAAUCCAUAAACUCCGGCAAGGUGAAAAUCUGAUUCUUGGAUUCAGUAUUGGAGGUGGAAUUGAUCAGGACCCUGCUCAGAAUCCUUUCUCUGAAGAUAAAACUGACAAGGGUAUCUAUGUAACAAGGGUGACGGAAGGAGGCCCAGCAGAAGUUGCCGGACUCCAGGUUGGAGACAAGAUAAUGCAGGUGAAUGGGUGGGACAUGACAAUGGUAACUCAUGACCAAGCAAGGAAGAGACUGACAAAGAGGAAUGAAGAAGUGGUACGGCUCCUGGUGACCAGACACUCCCUGCAGAAGGCUGUUCAGCAGUCCAUGAUGUCCUAAUUAUGCAAUAGGCUUGGGGGAGGGGGGCAGAAGGAGGGAUCUAUAGAGUGACACUCCCUUGUUCUAAGGAAGCAAAUACUAGAGCUGCCCAAUAAGGUAAAACAUGCACCAUUUUUACUCUAAACCGAGAAUAGUAAAUUCUAGAUACUUCAGCAGCAGUUUCUCUUUCAGAAAGGCUUCCAGUAGCAUAUGCUGCAUAAAACAGCACCUUACCCUAUUAUGUACACAAAGCUGUGACAGGGGAAGAAGUUAGCAGUUCUAUAAAGAACAAGAUGCAAAACACAAAUACUUUUCUUAGGGAAGAAACUGUGGAAAAAUGCAAUUAACUUAGUGGGAGAUGAUUCUCCUAUAGUGCAAGAGUUCCCCAUUGCUUAGCAUUUAAAGCUGUUAGUGGCUUCUGGAAAGGAGUGAAUGAUUAACAGUGAGGAGAGGAGGUAGUGUUUUUACUCUAAGUUUUCAAAAUCUAAUGUUAAGGGUUAGAUUAUCCCUUGCUAGUUCAGGCUCAGGUUUUUAAGAUGCCACAUUUAAGUAAAAGUUUGUAGAAGGUCCAAUGCUGAGUAAUGACAUCUACACUACUUAGUAUCAUGUGCUAGCAAACGUUAAGCAGAAUAUUUUGCAGUGCUUGAGGGAUAGUUCACUGCAAGAUUUUAGUCUGCUUCACCAAGCAGCUAAUCAUAAAAGGGACACAAGUUUGAACUAGCAGUCGGUGCAUAAACAGAUUAUAAUGGAAGCUGUGUGGGAUUUAGUAACAAAUUCCAAGAC
Molecule: messenger RNA, 1172 nt
Organism: Emys orbicularis (European pond turtle)
Lineage: Eukaryota; Metazoa; Chordata; Testudines; Emydidae
Gene: TAX1BP3
Product: Tax1 binding protein 3
Exons: 4
Coding region: 36-410 (124 amino acids)
Biological process (GO): embryo development; receptor clustering; cell-cell adhesion
Cellular component (GO): cell junction; basolateral plasma membrane
Molecular function (GO): protein binding
Source: RefSeq, a predicted model, not a curated record